AUGGCAUCAACGAUUCAGAACAUGAGUGGAUUUGGAUAUGUCAUCGGAUUCAUAUUUUUCAUCCUCCUCAUGGUCGUACUCAGAAUCAUGAUUUCAAUUUGCUUUGCUGUGCCCUUACCUUCUGGCCACCAACCCCGAUUCGGACACCAAGAACCCAACGGAGCUGUCCCCCAACACUCCAUCAAUAACAUUGAACUAGGUCUUGAUGAAGCCACUCUACGCAACUAUCCAAAGCUCAUCUAUGCCCAAGCCAAGCUCCACAAGGGAAGCUCCGUCUCAUCUUGCUGUUCAAUAUGUUUGGGUGAUUACAAAGACACAGAUGUGUUGCGAUUGUUGCCUGAUUGUGGUCAUCUCUUUCAUCUUAAAUGUGUGGACUCCUGGUUAAAGCUGCAUGCUACAUGCCCGUUGUGUCGAAAGUCGCCUCUUGACGAGGUGGCGAGUUCAACCAGAGCAACUUCCUUAGAAUCAUAA
Messenger RNA from Quercus robur (English oak), 471 nucleotides. RefSeq names its product RING-H2 finger protein ATL70-like. The coding region runs from base 1 to 471 and encodes 156 amino acids. The transcript has a single exon. Lineage: Eukaryota; Viridiplantae; Streptophyta; Magnoliopsida; Fagales; Fagaceae. The record is from RefSeq and is a predicted model, not a curated record.